AUGAACAAGACGCUAAAUGCUUUAGCAUUUGAAAACAUUUUUGAAAGUGCUAUUAAUCAAAUGUCAGCUGAUGAACAAACAUGGGAAUUUGCUAAUUAUUUCGUAAGCCAAUAUGGAAAUUGUGUUCAAUCAUCGGCAUACUGCCAUCGAAUUCAUGCAGGAGUUAAUACGAAUAUGCAUAUAGAACGAAUGCAUCGUACACUAAAGCAUAUUUACUUACAGGGAAAAAAGGUAAAGCGCCUUGACAAGUCUUUAUAUGCUUUGAUGAAGUUUAUUCGAGAUCGUUCUAUAGAUAGAUUAAUUGUGAUCCAUAAAAGAAAAAUCACAUUGAAAAUAAAAGAACUGCGUAAAAGGCACAAAAACAGUCUAGAAAUGUCACACGAAAUGGUUAUGAAAGCAACAGAAGAUAGUUGGGACAUCAUAUCCGAAAAAUAUAGUGAAAUGUAUACAGUGAACAGACUUAAAACUUCCUGUGAUUGUGAAAUACAAUGCAAAGACUGUCUUUCUUGCAUUCAUUGUUAUACAUGCUCUUGUAUAGAUAGUGCAAUUAAGUGGAAUAUGUUCAAACAUAUUCAUCUAGUUUGCCAAUUUCAAUAUAGUAUAAGAAAUCAAGAAAAUAUUUUAAUGUUAACAAACUGUUUAGUUGUGAACAACAACUUAAACAACAUGCCUAACACAGACGGUGAGCAUAACAACGAAACUUCCAAUAUUUUAAGUCAAUUAAAUAACUCAGCCAUUACAAGCCAGCUAUCAUUAGAAUUGGAAAAAAGGAAACUACAAGAGUCAUUCAAUAAAGUGUUGAAUGAAAUAUCUACCAUUGAAGAACUAAAUGUCUUGAAAAAAUCUUUUUUACCUAUAAUACCGACAUUAACAGCAAUAAGAAAUAAUUCAAAUACACCAACCUUAAAAAGAAAAACUUCUCAGACAUCACCAACAAAUAAAAAAAUCAUACCACAACGCCGUUUAUACUCGACCAAGAAAACAAGGAAAGUAUUAGAAAAG
Messenger RNA from Myzus persicae (green peach aphid), 1002 nucleotides. RefSeq lists its product as uncharacterized. Lineage: Eukaryota; Metazoa; Arthropoda; Insecta; Hemiptera; Aphididae. The transcript has a single exon. The record is from RefSeq and is a predicted model, not a curated record. The annotation marks the transcript as partial.